Molecule: messenger RNA, 3821 nt
Organism: Thalassophryne amazonica
Lineage: Eukaryota; Metazoa; Chordata; Actinopteri; Batrachoidiformes; Batrachoididae
Gene: oca2
Product: oculocutaneous albinism II
Exons: 24
Coding region: 453-2990 (845 amino acids)
Biological process (GO): melanocyte differentiation; transmembrane transport; melanin biosynthetic process
Cellular component (GO): melanosome membrane
Source: RefSeq, a predicted model, not a curated record
AGCACUGAUUUCUUUUUGUAACUGUUAUAUACUGUAAAGCCCAAACCGCUCAAUCUCCAGCUGUCGUAGAGUUUAUUUUGGGCUGAGACGUGCAUUUAUUUAAAAGAAAAAAGAUACAGAAGAAAGAUCUUUUUGGCAGUGGAUGUGGAGGUGUGAGGUGGUUUUAUAUGAAGGGGGAAAAAGUUGCCACUCCUCUCGGCUCCUCCUGAGCCACAGUGCUUAGGAUCCUCUCCCCUCCUUCUACUGGGGAGUAGAAGAGAAGAAACGGAGCAGAAAAUACAAACCUGUCCCAGCAUCCUUUUGGCAGGCAGCAGAAAACUUUGACUACAAAUUUAAAAGUGUGUUUGUUGUUGGAUGUUAAAACUUUGUUAACGCCACAUACAUCAUCUUCUUCAUCAUCAUCAUCAGUCCCCAUUUAAAGCUGCUGCCGUCUUCUGUAAAGCUGCCUCACAAUGUAUCUGGAGAACACGAGCAACCGGGACAUAGAAAUGUCCCAGACGUCAGCCCAAAGCCACCAGGGCAGAAGUAGUCUGAGGUCACCUGAAGCUGUUGCUGGAAACUUUGGGGAGUUGCGUCUGCUGGAAGGAAUUUCUGGGAGAAGGGACACCCACAAAGUACAGCAGUCUGCAGUUCGGUCAUCGGGACAGUGUGUCAUCCAUACUGAGGGAUUUGUCCCUGUUCGACAAGAGGAUGGGCACAAUUUCAGCAUGGUUAAUAUUCUCCAAGGGAAAAGAAACUCAACCAACAUCACAGAAAGGUCUCCUCUGCUGAGAAUCUCUCAGGAUGAAGGUAUAACCUACAUGAGCCUACAUGACCCCACCUUUGUGGGAGGGGAUGAGCCAUGGGACAACAGCUUCCUGGACUUGGAGCCGAGGUUUCGGCUGGGCAGUGAGGUGACCAGCCUGUCCCUGUCCCAGUCUGGAGCCUCAGACAAGAGUGACCCUGGAGACACCCGCAAUCAUAGUAUCAGGCUCUUUAGCAGCAUGAGAUGCUGCUUCAGAGUCUCCACAAUCUGCGUUAUAUUUACUGUUGUUGUCCUCUGCAGUUUGUUUUUCAGCAUGUACCCAGAUCGAGACAACCCCUGGAGGAUGCUGGCGGUCUCAUCAACAGAGGGUUUCUCGAUGAACAUGACAGACUUUCGGGACAAUGCUUUGCUGAAGCUUCAGGUGGCAGGACCGUUCACAGGAAGGAUGGUUGACCUCAACACCAAAGAAUACAUCCUGAUCCAGGUGGAGCAGGCUGAGCAGGCGGGACAGCGCAGGAGGAGGACUCAGCAGGUGACUCAUAACUGGACCAUUCCACUGAAUGGCGAACAAAGUGAUCAGAUGCUGUUAACAAAAACAUUUGAGAUGCUCGGCAGCAGUCCCAUCGUCAUCAACAUUCAGGCCUUCCUGCAGGAUAAUGAGGUUGUACCAUUAUCCAUGACCCAUCAGAUGCUCUACGUUAAUGUGGAGACGCAGGUGGCCAUAGCUGGAAUCAUCCUGGCUGGUGUCUAUGUACUCAUCAUCUUUGAGAUUGUGCACAGAACCCUGGUUGCCAUGUUGGGAUCGUUGGCAGCUUUAGCUGCUUUGGCCAUCAUCGGUGACCGUCCCAGUCUGGUGACUGUAGUUGAGUGGAUCGACUAUGAGACUCUGGCCCUUCUGUUUGGCAUGAUGGUGCUGGUGGCUAUUUUUUCAGAGACUGGCUUCUUUGACUAUUUUGCUGUAAAGGCUUACCAGCUGUCCAGAGGAAGAGUGUGGCCGAUGAUCAUCAUCCUCUGUCUCAUUGCUGCAAUUCUGUCUGCAUUUCUGGAUAAUGUGACCACGAUGAUGCUUUUCACGCCUGUCACAAUUAGGCUGUGUGAGGUGCUUAAUCUAGACCCUAGACAUGUCCUGAUUGCAGAAGUAAUCUUCACCAACAUUGGAGGGGCCGCCACAGCUGUCGGGGAUCCGCCCAACGUGAUUAUAGUGUCCAAUCAGGGUCUACGCAGAAAAGGGAUUGAUUUUGCCACUUUCACAGGCUACAUGUUCCUCGGAAUAUGUCUUGUUCUUCUGACCUCAUUUCCGUUCCUAAGGAUGCUCUACUGGAACAAAAAACUUUACAACAAAGAGUCCAUUGAAAUAGUAGAACUGAAGCAUGAGAUUCUGGUUUGGAGACAGACAGCUCAGCGCAUUAACCCUGCCAGCCGAGAGGAGACAGCGGUGAAAUGUCUUUUGAUGCAGAAAGUCCUCAACCUCGAAAGUCUUCUCCACACCAUGAUGAAAAGCUUCCAGAAGCAGAUUUCUCAAGAAGAUAAGAACUGGGAGCAAAACAUUCAAGAACUGCAAAAGAAGCACAGGAUAACUGACAAGGUUCUCAUGGUAAAGUGUGUGUCCGUUCUCAGCGUGGUGAUCUUCAUGUUCUUUCUCAACUCCUUCGUUCCCAGCAUUCAUCUUGAGCUCGGUUGGAUUGCUAUUCUGGGGGCUCUGUGGCUUCUGGUUCUGGCAGACAUCCAGGACUUUGAGAUCAUCUUGCAUCGGGUGGAGUGGGCAACGUUGCUGUUCUUUGCUGGCCUUUUCGUUUUGAUUAAGGCUUUAGCCCAGCUGCAGCUUAUCGACUAUAUUGGAGAACAGACAGCUCUGCUUAUAAAGGCAGUGCCAGAAGAUCAACGCUUGGCUUUAGCCAUCAUACUGGUGAUAUGGAUCUCUGCUCUGGCGUCUUCUCUUAUUGAUAACAUCCCCUUCACUGCCACUAUGAUUCCAGUGCUCAUCAACCUCAGUCAGGAUGCAGAUGUAAACCUACCUGUGAAACCGCUCAUCUUCGCCUUGGCCAUGGGGGCAUGUCUUGGAGGGAAUGGCACUUUGAUUGGAGCAUCAGCCAAUGUUGUGUGUGCAGGACUUGCCGAACAGCACGGUUAUGGAUUCUCCUUCAUGGAAUUUUUCAGACUUGGAUUCCCGAUGAUGAUCAUGACGUGCACGAUAGCCAUGUGUUACCUUUUGGCCACUCAUGUUGGACUGGGAUGGAACAUGUAAUCCACAAGCACUGGAUACAGCCAAAGAGACGUGUGUGUGUGUGUGUGUUGGACCAUUUCUUACAGCUAACUGUAUAAGGUUUGAAGCUGUGCAGCACACCAGCCAUGUUCUUCAGAACAUUGAAGGUGUCUCCAGAGCAGCUGGGGCAGAACAAAAGAUGCUUUGAAUCAGACAUCCACUAUUCCAGUGAACUGAGCCACAUGUUUUAAUUCAUAGUCCAUGUUAACAUGUGUCAGCUUUUUCAGACUUGAACAUUUUAUCCUCUGCACAGAGCAAAGGGCAGAGGAAGAAAAUAAGCAGCAAACGGUCCUUAAUGCUCUGCAAGGUGCUACUCUGUCAAUGAAAGUAGAACUCACCAAGUAAUUUACAUGAAUUCAAAAAGAAAAACAGGGACUCGUUUCUUUAUAGAUUUAUGACAUCAAUAUGCUUUUAGAUGCAUUUAAAUACUGAUUUGUUCUUUUAAAACAUUUCACCCAUGAUUUCUGAAAGUUAUGUAUUUUGCAGGAAUGAGAACACCUAGUCAAUGGGAUUUUAUAGUAAAUGUCUCAUUUUUCUUACAUUCCCUCUAAGUUUGAAAGACAAAAAAACUAUCAGUAAAAAUGCUGCAAAACACUGUGAUAAAUUCAGACAAAUGUAGAUAUAAAGGCCAUAAAGCGUUGUCCAUGCAGUGACGUAUGGGUGAGUUCAGUUACACAGACUAGAUUUAACCUUAAUCAUGUCAUCUUAUAUUGUUCACUGUAUUUAUUGUACAACCCAAAAAUGUGACAGAUAUGGCCAAUGUUUGAAACGUCCCAAACAAACCAUAAUAAUAAAAAGCUGUCAUAUGCUGUG